CGCCUUAAUACAAAAAGAAGAAGAAGAAAGAAGAUUAGUUUCCGGUUUUUGUUACUGUUUGUUAUUUUUCUCUGAGUUUUGCUCGGUAAAUUGAGCAUGGAAGGGUCUCGUGAAAGUGCAGGGAGGACUCCACACAGUGGUGUUGUAAAGAGGAGGAGCAAAAGUCAGAGCUAUCGGCGGUCAAUCCGCACCUGCUUUGGCGUUGCAUCAGGUCUUGGCCUGACUCCGGCGCUGACCGCACGAAGAAUGAACACCAGCAGGAAAGUUCCAAGGUCCCAAAACAUCACUGAAAAAGUGAAGCCAGAGCACCUGGAGUUGCUGGUGAAAACAGAGUGGCAACUGUCGUACGUCACUCCUCUCUACCAGUUCAGACACACCCAGCUGAAGAACUAUUCCCGGCAGCUCUCUGCGUUCAUUGCUGCAGAGAAGCAGCAGGGCCUGGCGGUGGAGGUGGGGAAGCCGCAGAACACCUUCAAAGUCUCCUUCUCUGAGCUGCAGGGGCUGGCAGAGACGAGCAAUGACCCUGAGGCUGUCCUCAUCCAGAUACAGUCAAAGCCAAUGUUUGCAAGGCAAGAAGAUCCAUUGAAGACGGUUUGGAGUGGGUGGUUGUCCUGCAUCAACGGCAACCCUGAAUACCUUCAGUCACUUCCAAAGGAUUUUACCUGCCUACCUCUCUUUUGCAGCAAAGGGGCAGAGAGUCUGUCUUCUGUGGUUAAGUCUUGGUUGCAGAGGACCUUUGACUGCUGCUUUGGCCCUCUGGACAUCAACCAAAUCACUCUGCAGUGGCUUGCUGCUUUGUGGACCAACUGCCACAUGGAAACCAACAUUCAGAACUUGAAAAUGAUUUGGACUCUCCCAGUUGAGCCACCGCUAAAGGUGACUUACACGGUCAACUCUGACGACGCGCUGGACCUGUGGAGAAGCACGAGGGAGAGUUCAGCGGAGAAGAGCAAGGAGGCGGAGGAUGAAGUGUGCAUCGACUUCUCGGAGGUGACGAGGUUCAUGCAGGGACUCAUGAGCCACUUUUACAGACACUUCAGGGUGGACCUUUCAGCUGGGGAACUGAACCAAGUAUCCUCUGCACUGGGAUCAGCCAAAGUCAACGGCAAGAUAAAGAUUUCCAGUAGCAGAUAUCUAAUCAGCAUCGUCAGCCUGCUCACCGAAUGUGCCCUCCUGAAAAUGCCCAUCUAGCUGUGACACUGAGCAGACAGCAAAAAAAAAACCAGACAAGAUGUUUGUUUUUUUAGUUUCCUCUUUAAUACAAACGUAAGUAAAACCAGACAUUUUAUUUUUUUUGGACUCACCUUCAGAGAAAUUCUGUUUGCUCACAAUUAUGACGAGUGAUGCUGAACCUUACUGGUGUUUUAAAGACACACCUCCCUCAGUUUCCCACCUGUUUGUAAAUACUCUGAAUAUUCUACUUUAUUU
This is a messenger RNA of Poeciliopsis prolifica (blackstripe livebearer), 1428 nucleotides long. RefSeq names its product centromere protein L (gene cenpl). Bases 97 to 1191 code for a protein of 364 amino acids. Lineage: Eukaryota; Metazoa; Chordata; Actinopteri; Cyprinodontiformes; Poeciliidae. The record is from RefSeq and is a predicted model, not a curated record. The transcript is spliced from 5 exons.